AGAGACCCUGGAUGGGACUACAUGUGAUUUAUGUUGGGUAACGGGGUGAAGCGGAAACUGGACGAGGAUGAGGACGGUUUGGAGGAAGACAGACGUCCUCCGGGUGUCGUCGGCGUGUCGCAGGCGUCCUUCACUCUUCAGCGUCAGACCGUCCUCAACAUGUCCCUCAUGAAGCUGUACGGACCGCGGAUGGGCGCCGACUUGAACCUGCAGCGGCGAGUCCUCAUCAACAACAUCAUCCACCGGAUCCACGACGACUUCAGGCAGGAAGGAGGCAUCGGCGCGCUCUUCUUCUCCGCUGCGACGCCCGCAGCCGCCGCUCUCGAGGACGCCAACUAUCGGCAACCACCGCCGCCAUCGUCCUCCUUCAGCAUCCUCUCGUCCUCGCUGUCGGCACUGGACUCCUGCCUGACUCCCGCUUCACUGCUGGAGGAGGAUCUUCCGAUGUUCUUCACCCUGCCGCCCUCAUCCCCCGGCCAUCACCACCACCACCACCACCUGCACCAUUCCCCUAGGUUGCCGCCACCUUCGCCGUCGCCGAAAGACAGUUUCUCCUCAGCCCUGGAGGAGAUCGAGGAGCUGUGUCCUUCCUCGUCCUCGGGUUCGCCGUCGUCACCUCCGUCUCGGGUUCUGUUUGACGUCGUCAUGAAGGAGGAGGGGCGAGGCUUUCAGGAGAUGGAGACCCGGUUGGAGAAACCUCCUCCACCUCCUCCUCUUCCUCCUCUUCCUCCCAGCACCACAGACACCUCGCCGUCCUCCCCAGGCGCCUUCCUGACAGACUUUGCCCUGGACGACGUUCUCUUUACAGACAUUGACACGUCCAUGUACGACCUCGGCCCGUGUCCGCCCCCGCCGGGAGCACCCCCGACCAAGAUGUCGCCCGUUGUGAUGGCGGACGACCUGGUGCGGUCGAUGUCCGGGUUCGGCUCGGCAGGGGCCGGCACUCAGAACCAACCUUUUAAAAUGGACCUGGCCGAGCUGGAUCACAUCAUGGAGGUGCUGGUGGGCAGCUGAGGACACGUUUUAUUACUUUCUGUUCGUUUUUGUACAGUUUUUAAAAGUGACUUCACACUGAUCUUCACUCUGGAGGAUUUCAAGUUGCUGCGUGUGGAGUUUUAACAUCGAUGAUCCAGGCGUUCAUCCAGGAGAAACAUCUGAAGGUUUUGUAGGCUGAGAAUAAGGAGAUGGCAGGUGGUCGAAGG
Molecule: messenger RNA, 1202 nt
Organism: Scomber japonicus (chub mackerel)
Lineage: Eukaryota; Metazoa; Chordata; Actinopteri; Scombriformes; Scombridae
Product: SERTA domain-containing protein 2-like
Exons: 2
Coding region: 31-1014 (327 amino acids)
Cellular component (GO): nucleus
Molecular function (GO): transcription regulator activity
Source: RefSeq, a predicted model, not a curated record